UGUAUUACAGAACCAUUAUUUUUUACUGUAUAAUUAUUUUUUACUGCACUUUCUCGCCAUUUUGCAUCUCCUCUCCCCAUGUCAACAGUUACCUGAAUUUACAACAUUCAGUUCAUAGCUCCAGCAUGUAAAAAAUAUGACCCGAAGGAAUGGCAGGAAGAUGUGCCAGGGGAGGUUUAGAUUGGACAUGAGGAAAAGGUUCUUCCCCCAGAGGGUGGUGGAGCACUGGAACAGGCUCCCCAGGGAGGUGUCACGGCCCCAAGCCUGACAGUGUUUAAGAAGAGACUGGACAACACCCUCAGACACAUGGUGUGAACUGUGGGGUUGUCAUAUGCAGGGACAGGAGUUGGACUCAAUGAUCCUUGUGGAUCCCUUCCAGCUCAGGACAUUCUGUGAUUGUAUGAAUGUUAAAAUCAAGACCAGCCUUUGCAAAGGGCCUGGCAUGAAGCCUUGGAGGCUGGAAUUAGGUGUCUGGCUGUCACUGAGGCUGCUACCUGCUGGGGACAUGAAACCCAGCUGUGGUGAAUGAAGUACAGCAAAGGUAAUGUGAUGAACGUGUGAGCUGUACUGUGUGCCCAGGGCACGCCUGCCAUUCAAACUGUAUGGCAGGUACAUGGAAAGUGGAAAAUGGCAAUAGCCCCUCUCCUUCCUUUCUUGUUUCUUUCCCUUCCAGAUUUCUCUUUCCUUCUUCCUUUUUGUCUUUCAUUUCUCACUUUCCAGCUGCACCUUGCUGGGCUGUGUCUGUUUGUGAAGGCCUGACUCAAUAAGAAGCACAACCCCAAUGAGGAUCUUCAGGGCCAGUCAAGUUGCUGUCACUUGCCUAAUGGCAAGAUGCUCAGAGCUGCCCCUGCCGAGGAUGGGUGACUCCUCUGAAACGGGAACAGCAGGCUGGAGCAGCCUGUUUUCAGGGUACCACGUAGUCAAGUGAAGCAGGAGGGAAAAUAGGCGAUGAAAAAAUGGCACUGAGAUUUUGUCUCAGAGGAAUGCUGUACCGUUCUGUCUCCUUCUCUUGUGUCAGGUCAGCAGAACUGGUACUGGGUCUUAUUUCUUCUUUCUUUCCUUGAGAAGGUAAAAUAGAGGGGAGGGAGGAAUAUUCAUGCUGCUUCUGCUUGAAAGCUAACUUCUAUGUAGUCCAAGUCAGCUUUGAAAUUGAAACCUCCCUGGAAUAAUGUAACAGGAGAGGCUGAGUUCCUAUUUAGACUGAUACUAUUUGGCUGAGGGCAGUCUUUACUUCAGAGUAAUUUGGGGAAGUGACAGACAGCCAUGACCUUGAUUUACUUUGUAACAUUUUGGGUUGAAAUGGAAGAGUAUUGAAAUUUAGAAUUUUUUUGAAAAUUGCAGGGACAUCAUUAAAGGAGAGGACUUUCAGUUCUUCCUUUCAGUAUACUCUGUAAUGUUAAAAAUAGCAGAGGAUGUAUAAUGGAUGUGUGACAUUCAUCUGCUGACUUCUUCAUGUCUGUUACCAGACUUGAUUGCGUUUAAAGACUAGUCAAAGCAGAAAAGUAGUCCAGAACUCUCAGCUCACCUCUGAAUGAUGCUCAAAAUGGAGAACACCCCUUUAUACACUAUAAUAUGUUUGUUAAACUGUGCUCAUGGGAGGCAUAGUGCUAGAUUAAAGAGGAUAUUGGAAAUCCUGAACAAGGUGCAUUUGUUAAGGCAAGUGGAGAAUUCAUGCAGUAUGGAGGAUAUUCUACCCCAUUUACUUUGGAGAUACCCCAAGGUACACUGAAAUGCAUACAUUAAGGCAGAGCUGCUACUUGACACUCAUUUAUUUGAGUACUGAUCUUCUACUCGGUCACCCAAAUACUUGAAACAAUCUGCCUUUGCCAAAUGAAACUGUUAGUUAAUAUCUGUGUAACAGGAGGGGAAAUGAUGGGAGAGGUGGGCAAGUUCCUCUUUCUUCUGGCUGGAAGGAUUUGUCCCUCUUUGAUUGGGACUUUAGGAAGCUCUGGAUGUUGUUUCAGCCCUCAUUUAUUUAUGUUGGGUUCUUUCCACCCCCAAUCCCACACUUUGUUUGCCUGUUCUUUCUUACAGGAAUGGGUAUGUUUGCCUUCCUAGAAAAACAUCUAAUGAGCAUGGAACUCAUAGAGUUGGGAGCGAUUAUAGCCAGCCAGCAGUCUGCAAACAGUCCCAGAUGUGGACUGAAACAAUGCCAUCGAUUAGGAGAACCAAAGAUUUAAAAAAAAAAAAAAAAAAAAAGUGGAUGUCCAAAUGUUUCUUCAGGGGAUAAAUUACCUGGGUGCUUGAGAUCCAAAGUGCUGAUAGACGUCUGAGAAGCAGAUUUAAGAAAACAGAAACAGUAAAAAAAUUGUCCCAUUAACUGAAGAAAACCAAAAAGUAAGACUUAAUGUGGAUUUUUCAUCUUGUCCUUUACUCUCUGAAAUGCUCUUUGCCUUCUCAGAAAAGCCACAGGGCACCUUUCUAUCUCCCAGGACAAGUAGACCACCAUUAGCACAGGCCCAGCCAGCCAGUAGGUUCCCAUUGGAAAGUGUAGUAGUUGAAUUUUACCUGGCUGUCCUCAAUGAGAGUGGCACUGAUUUGUGGGGUUUUUGAUUUUUUUUCCACCUAGAAUGUUCACGAACUUAUUUAUGUAGAACAUAAUCAAAUUAUUAAGGCAAAUAUGGGCAGGGAACUCAAAAAUUCCAGGGAUGGGAUGCAGGGGACAGACAGUGGGUUUGCCUUUUUUCCUUAAGAAACUGGGUUAAAUGCCUCUUUCAUUUAGAAGGGAAAUAUGGAGAUUUAACUGGUGAACUGGCACACUUUCUGCUUUUUUCUCUUUUGAUCUAGUAUAUGAUGUAUAAUCGAUGUUACUCCAGAGAUGUUAUUGAUGCUGCUGCGUGUACGUAGGUAGGAUCCCCCUUUGCUAAUGACUGUGAUAACCUUAUCAGAGCAGUGAGAAAACUGAGGUUUGACUAAUGAGUGGUGGCAGAGGACAUGCUAUUCUGUAUUUAUCUCAAGGUUCACAUCAGAGGAGCUUCGAAGAUGGUCCCACAUCCCCAUCCACCACAGUCAUAACUCCUCAGUCUCAGGCCUGUGCCGGAGGCCAGUGUCUGCUGCACGCCUUGCUAAAAGAUGGAGAAGGAAACUCCCUGUAGCAGCAAUCCUACCUCGGAGAAACACCACCUGCUCUUUGCAGAGUGCGUAACAUUCCUGUGUCCCAGCUGAGAGAAGAUGUCAGGUUUUCAACCCUGGCUCAUUCAGAAGGGCUCUGGUGUUUGAUAUGAAAGUGUUACCAGCCCACACGCAAAACACAGCUCUGCAGAAGGAGAGAAGCAGGAGGGAGUUAUGAAUAAACCCUGAGGCAGGAUUUUUACUGACUUCCUUCAGCUUCCCGCUGGCUCCCUGUCUUCAGCAGGGAUUUUCUCUGGGACCUGGCGCACCGUCAUGUUCCUAAUUCAGAGAGCUGCUGGGGUUUCACUGCUGAAAGACUUCUGCAGUGUCCUGCUAUGUAAGACAUUUCUAGAGUGCCAAGAAGUACCAUCAUGUGACAAGUCUGUGACAUCCCACUAUACCUUUUAGAGGAGUUUGCAUGAGUUUUGGGAAGGUUUUACAGCCAUAUCUCAAAUACUCACCUCCAAUCAACCUAGCAAAGAGGGUUAUAUUUGUGUGCAGGCUGUAUAGGCAGGUAAUUCACAAAAAACUCUGAGCAGGUUUGCAAACGCAGCCUUACCCCAUCGGUCAUGUCGCUUGUGCAAUAUUUGAUACAUCUGCGGCAUUGCUGGUAGAGGUAAGAGAUCCAGAAUGCACGUCUGUGUUUAUAUCUGCAUGCAGCUCUGUGUAUAUAUAGUAGGUAUAGGAAGGCAUAUGUUAUACAUAUGCAUGUACACACAGACUCUUUUCUUCUGCCAGCACUGUGGCUGCCACCACUGCUGCUGGCUGCUGCCACGAGCACGGGAGCAUGAGGGGGCUGCAGAGCCUGAGAGCCGCCGUCCAUCCAUCCAUCCCUCCCUCACCCCGGCGGCAGCAGGGCCCACCUCAGCCACCCCAGUGACUGCCGGACACCUCGGGGAUGGGCAGCCCCAGCACCAGCCCCCGCGCUAACCUGGGAGAGAAAAGGCAGGUAGGGAAAAUGAGGCAGCCGGUGACCUUGGCAACAAACAGGCCCCUCAGCUCAGCCCCUCAGGUGGCUCCUGCAGCUGUCAGUCAGUUGUGACAGUGUUUUGGGAAGGCCCCCUUCAGUGAUGCUUUAGGCAGAGAGUGCCGGGGCUCCGGCAGCCUGUGCGCUGGGUGCUCGCAGCCGGCUGCUGUGUAGCAGCUGGGAGUGCCGGCCAAGGGAUUUUGCUGCAGCAUCCUUCCCAGAGGUUAGAGGAGGGAAAUAAAUGGAGUUGUGAGGUGAAUCCUGGGUACCAGGGGAGCGCUCCGGAGGUACCUGCUCCCUGUCGAUGCCGGUGGAGCCAGCAGGGAUAGAAAUGAGACUGAUCUCAGCCCAGCGGCUGGGUGUCCUGGUCUGCAGCAAGUGCAGGGUUAUUAAAUCCAGAUAACAGUGUGUAAGAGAAGAGGAUUUUGUGAGAAGCGACAAUUGCUUGGGAGCCACCAUCGCCUAGGUCCUCCAGAUGACCUCGUCCCAGGUAGCUCUGCUUGGGAUUCUUUUUUAUUACAGAAGUAGAGUUGGUGUCUGAUGAUGUCAUGCUCAGGGGGAGGGAAAUUAAAAAAAAAAAAAAAAAAAAAAGAAAGAUAGAUUGCAGUCCUAACGCAAGGAGGAUGCAGCAAACCACAGAGAGGGUCCUCUGCUUUAAGGAAGACAAGGCAGAAGGCAGAACCCCUAGGAGGGUCUUUCUCCCCUUCCUGCUUCAAAGAGGAAGACUGCCUUCUGUAAACGGAGCUGGCUGUGUAAUGCACUAUACAUCUCGAGCUGUCUCCAACCUGGAUGCAGAGAGCAAACUGAGUGUCUAUUACCGAGCACCUUGGCAUCAGCAAAGAAACAUCUUCCUCCCCUCCACCAGACCUCCUUGCGUGGAGGAGCUGCACCACCACGCCAAGCAGCACCUGCGAGCCUUGCGCAGAGAACAUCGAAGCCGAGGUGAUAACAGAGAGCAAAAAGUCCAAGGCCCCAUCGCUGUGGUGGCUCCCCCAUUUCCUCCAUUCCCUGCAAUCUGCAGUCAAAAGAGGCAAGCGAUAAAGGACCGGCACUUCCUACCAUUUAACAGCACCCGUUCGCCCUCCCCAAUUGAGUGUUGCCACAUGACCCCUUGGAGUAGAAAGUCCCAUCCACCAGAGGACGAAGAUACAGAUGUCAUGUUAGGGCAGAGGCCGAAAAAUCCAAUACAUAAUAUCCCUUCUACACUGGAUAAACAAACCAAUUGGAGUAAAGCACUACCUCUCCCAACUCCAGAGGAGAAAAUGAAACAAGAUGCCCAAGUGAUAUCUUCUUGCAUUAUCCCCAUCAAUGUCACUGGAGUUGGUUUUGACAGAGAGGCUAGUAUACGCUGCUCUCUUGUUCAUUCACAAUCUGUACUACAGCGGAGACGAAAGUUGAGGAGGAGGAAAACCAUCUCUGGCAUCCCCAGAAGAGUGCAACAAGAAAUAGAUUCAGACGAGUCGCCGGUGGCAAGAGAGCGUAAUGUGAUUGUGCACGCAAACCCGGACUUCUCCGGCUCCGGCAGCAGGAGGUCGGGGACCCGGGACUCCGAGUGCCAGACAGAAGAAAUUCUGAUAGCUGCUCCUUCCCGGCGCCGGAUCCGCGCCCAGAGGGGUCAGAGCGUUGUCGCUUCCCUCUCCCAUUCUGCUGGCAACAUCUUGGUGCUGGCGGACAACGGGGAUGCCGUCUUCACCACCGCUGUCAGCAACCGCAUCCGCUCACGCAGCCUUCCUCGUGAGGGUGGCCGGGCCAGCGAGGGCCAUCAGGACGCCACUGGCAAGAGUACAGGGUACGAAGCAGAGCACUUCCUAGGUGGCCAGGAGAGGAUCCCGAAAAAGGGGAAGGAAAUCUUGAGCAAGCAGGGUUCACAAGAGUGUCAGCCCAUUGGUUUAACUUGUCCUCAGCACCUGCACAGCCCUGAACACAGCAUUGGUGAGAGGGGGAGAUCGCGGCUGUCAAGGAUGGCCGAUUCAGGCAGCUGCGAGAUUUCAUCCAACUCAGACACUUUCGGGAGCCCCAUUCACUCUAUCUCCACGGCAGGAGUCCUGCUCAGCAGCCACAUGGACCAGAAAGAUGACCACCAGUCCUCCAGUGGCAACUGGAGUGGGAGCAGCUCCACGUGUCCCUCCCAGACAUCUGAAACCAUUCCUCCUGCUGCCUCUCCUCCGCUGACGGGCUCUUCACACUGUGACUCCGAGCUGUCGCUCAACACUGCUCCCAAUGCCAAUGAGGACUCUAGCAUCUUCAUCACGGAGCAGUUUGGUGACCACGCAGACAAGGUCAGGGGCCACAGGGCGAGCUCCUUUACCUCUACUGUGGCGGAUUUACUGGAUGACCCCAACAACAGCAACACAAGUGACAGUGAGUGGAACUACCUGCACCAUCACCAUGACGCCUCCUGUCGCCAGGACUUCAGCCCCGAGCGCCCAAAGGCGGACAGCCUGGGAUGCCCCAGCUUCACCAGCAUGGCCACCUAUGACAGCUUCCUCGAAAAGACCCCCUCUGACAAGGCAGACACUAGCUCACACUUUUCUGUGGAUACCGAAGGAUACUAUACCUCCAUGCACUUUGACUGCGGUCUCAAGGGUAAUAAAAGCUAUAUUUGCCACUAUGCAGCCCCAGGCCCCGAGAGCAGCCAGCCUGGGAGCGUGACCUCCAGCCUGGCUGACUGUGCCUGGCAGGAGUGUGUGAGCCACAGGAGACAGGGACGGCAGAGCAUCUCGCUGAAGAAACCAAAGGCAAAGCCAGCCCCACCAAAACGAAGCUCGUCUUUGAGGAAAUCGGAGGGCAGCACUGACCUUCCUGACAAGAAAGAACCAAAGAUCAGUGGCGGGCAGCAUGUGUCUCACACCGCCAGGGAGAUGAAGCUGCCCCUUGAGUUUUCAAACACACCUUCCCGAGUGGAAGGCCCCAACCUGCCAGCCAAGCAGGAGCUUCCCUGGGCAAACCAAGGCGAUGGUGGGUUAAAGGACACUCCGUUCGACACCACUGAUAUCCCCUCCUUUAAAGACGAAGGUGCUGAACAACCUCACUAUGCAGACCUCUGGCUUCUGAACGACUUGAAAUCCAGCGAUCCUUACAGGUCCUUGUCCAAUUCGAGCACCGCUACGGGUACUACAGUCAUAGAGUGCAUCAAGUCACCAGAGAGCUCCGAAUCCCAGACGUCCCAGUCUGGAUCACGAGCCACCACCCCAUCCCUCCCUUCGGUCGAUAAUGAGUUUAAGCUGGCCUCCCCAGAGAAGCUGGCGGGGUUAGCUUCACCCUCCAGCGGGUACUCCAGCCAGUCGGAGACACCCACCUCUUCUUUUCCGACGGCAUUCUUCUCGGGACCCUUGUCUCCAGGGGGAAGCAAGAGGAAGCCGAAAGUGCCGGAGAGGAAGUCAUCGCUGCAGCAGCAGGUCUCGAAAGACAGCACCGCCUCGGUGAGCAAAGACCUCGAACUUCCAAUUAUACCUCCUACUCACCUCGACCUAAGUGCUCUUCACAAUGUCUUGAGCAAGCCCUUUGCCCACAGGCACCAGCUGCAUGCUUUCAGCCAUGGCAAGCAGAGCGCGGUCGGGGAAGCCCUGCAUCCCAGCCCUCCCUCUGCCCUUGCCAUCACGCCCUCUGUUCUCAAGUCUGUCCAACUCCGGGCAGUCAGCAAGCCUGAAGGAGGGAAACAGAAAAGCAAUGUGCCAGACCUGCUCUGCAUACAGGAGACCACCUUGAUGGCGACUGAUGUUUCUCCAGGCAAAAUGAAGCCACUCUUAGCUAAGAAACCAAUAUCGCGCCAGUACUCUACGGAGGAGGCCAUAAUGUCAUACAUUGAUGCUUCCCCAGCAGAAGCCGGCCCUGGAAAGCCGCCUUUAGAGAAAAGCUCCUCUUUCAGUGGGCAGAAUAGCUGUGAGCGAGAAGCUGUAACUUCAGCAAGCGUGGGUCUGGUUGAAAUCAAACCUGGGAAGGACCAAAUGCACCCAACCGCUGAGCACUUGCCAGAAAGUGCUUUGAAUCAGAUGUGUGCCACCUCCACAGAUGGGUUUGAGAAGGGCUCAGCUGUCCUCACAGGUGAUCAAGAAGCAAAGAAACCCAGCCAGGGAGCAGAAACAGAGCGUGACCUUCAGCAAGAGCAGGCUCAGAGAGAGCUCUCUGCAAGCGGUGAUGGGAGGUUGGAAGCUGGGCCUCCAGGCGAAAGCCCAGCUGAGGCUGAGGGGGUGGCCAUCAGUGAUCAGCUUAAGCAUCAGCCUGAUCUAAUCCACCACGUGCCUGGGAAUAUCAGUUAUGACACGGAGAUGGCGGCAACGAGUUCACUCAGCGAAGCGAGUUGCAAGCAGGAAAAUGAUAUUGCAUCAGGUAUCCCAACCAAAAGUGCCUCUGAUGACAGCAGAGCGGACGAGACAGCAGGCAGCGUGGACGAACCUUCGCUGAAAGAGUCUUCUCCAAGCGAUGAGUCCAUCAUCUCUCCACUAAGCGAGGAGUCGCAGGGUGACGCUGAGGACGUCUUUGUGUCUCCAAACAAACCCCGCACUACAGAGGAUCUGUUUGCAGUCAUUCACAGAUCAAAAAGGAAAGUUCUCGGGAGAAAGGAUUCUGGAGACCUUUCUGUAAGAAACAGGUUGAGAGCUUCGUCUGGAACUAGCAGCCAGCCCCCUGCCAGCAGCAUGCUGCCCACCAGCAAUGUGCAACCGGCCAGCAGCGUGGGCACUCCCAUUAGCAGCCAGAGGUCCCCUGGGCUCAUAUACAGGAAUGCCAAGAAGUCAAACACAUCCAAUGAGGAGUUCAAACUACUGCUCCUUAAAAAGGGCAGCCGAUCCGAUUCCAGCUACAGGAUGUCUGCUACGGAAAUUCUGAAAAGUCCUAUUUUGCCCAAGUCUCCUGGAGAGCUGACAGCAGAAGCCCCCCAAAGCCUGGAGGAGUCUUCCCCUGCAGCGAGCCCUGACGCAUUGUCCCCACUUUCCCCCUGCUCCCCUAGGGUCAAUGCAGAAGGAUUCUCCUCCAAGAGCUUUCCCAUGUCAGCAUCUUCGAGAGUGGGGCGCUCACGGGCGCCGCCGGCAGCCAGCAGCAGCCGGUACAGCGUGCGCUGUCGGCUGUACAACACGCCAAUGCAGGCCAUCUCCGAAGGAGAGACGGAGAAUUCAGAUGGCAGCCCCCACGACGAUCGGUCUUCUCAGAGCUCAGCGUAAGCUGCACAGGCGCCAGGGACGGGCUGCUGACACCACUUGGGUUCUGGAAGGAUGUGAAUAUAAGAGGACAAUGCUGUAGCAGUCAAAAAAACCCAACAAAAACAAAAAACAAAACAAAACAAAAAAAAAGGAAGAAAAAAAUUGCAGGGCAAUAUCGAUGCUUAAAUGUGUUUGUGUUUAUAAGAUGUUGGGGAAACAGAACAGAGGACUACAGCUGUAGCUAUUUAUUACACUACAUUUUCUAAAGGAGGAAGAUAUGCUAUGUCUGUUCUAUUUUCUUUUAGCUCCAUUUGGUUUAUCCCUCUCUCAUUUCCUUUGUCACUGUAGAUUUCAAGGCUAUAUACUUUCCAUAGACUUAAAAGUGACUUUGGUUUGGGUUUUUUUUUGUUUUUUGGAGGGGGGGCUGGUUUUUGUUUGUUUGUUCUAGAAGUUACCCAUUCCCUCACUGUAGUGCUUCCCUAGGAAGAAAGAAAAAAAAAAAAAAGCUCUUGAGGAUUGGUAUUUUUCUACACUAAAAUGAGCUGAAAUAAAAUUUAGAAGAACUUAACAUAUGUAAAUACCAUAUUUUUGAUAAAAAUUUGUAAAUAGAAUUAUCAAAAAGUGGACAUGGCAAAUUAUUUACUGCAUAACAGCUUUGUUUAUAGAAGACGAAAGAAGUCAAAUGUAAUAACUGUAUUCUGUGAAUACCAUUUUCAUAUCAAACAUAAAAAAUUCACAUGGCCACUGAUAACCACUUUCAGUGCGACAAGCCUGAAGGACAGACAUUGAGCAGGGGAAAGGAGGAAUUCUCUGCCUUAGCGGAGGAAAUAGAAAGGCUGACUGCGAUGAGAUUAAAGUAACCAUUUGUCUUUCUAAGGCAGCUCCAAAGAAGCUAACUGAAAAGCACAGCUGGGAGGGUUACCAUGAGGAUCGGUGGGGAAGGUGAGCGUUCUUCCAACAGAGCAAAGUCAUGACCGAUGCAAAGCCCCAGAGGGUCCCAUCCCACAGCCUCCCCUGGGCCUUUAUUCAUGCAGGGAUCGCUUCAGAGAGGAUAGAUGUGGGAAGAAAUAGUAUUUAACUUUCAUAUUCCUAUUAGGCUAUUGGGAUACAUAACACAGUCAUAACCACGUAAUUAUAAUCUUUAAACAUGAUUAGUUUCUGGUUCGUAAAGGAAACAAAUAAAUUAUAAGCAUGCAAGAAGCGCUUUCGAUUUAUCAGUAAAUAUCUGCGAUGAGUUUUCAGUGAAGCUUUCUCUUUGUGCUGAUGAGAUUCAUGCUACCUAAGUAUUUACAAAAACGACACUGUGAAAACCUAGCUGGGAAAUAGGUAUCUGUAUGCAUUAUUUAUAUUCAUUGCUGAGCUGGGAAGGGGAAGGCUGUGGUUCAUUGUGCCAGCCACAUACAGUUGGGAUCUUGUCUGGUUUUACCAGAAACAUGGAACAGGGUGAGGGAGUGGGGUGGGGAGGGAAAGGAGACAAAUCAAAGCAGCUGCUUUGAUACAAGUGAAGGCAGGGAAAUAAAAUCUGAAUUACUUGAAGUUACUUGAAUUUUCUCAUCUUAAAACUGCAAGAACAUGUACUUUUAAAACUAAACCCGUUAGUCGCUUUAUACUCUUGAUUUUUAAUCAAGAUAAAAACAACAGGCCUGAUUCUCCUUUGGAGCACCAUGGUUUCCAUUGAUGUAGCCCCGUUCAUGCUACUCAGAGAACAAGGCCCUCUGUCCAGAAUUGAUGCAGUCAGUGUUGGUUGCUGUAGGAUGUGGUUUGGAACAAAGGAAAGGGUAGUGCAGAGAAAAUAGUGUGAGGAUGAAUGUGGUGUGCAGUAGGACAGGUCGAGCAGGAUGGCAGAAAGAGCAUACUUUGGUACUAAAGAAAUCAACUAAAAGCUGGCUUUAAGCAUAAGUAAAUGAUAGGGAAGUGGGAGGUGUAAAAUUGGUAUUUACUAGGGUUUUUUUGCUUUAAUUGUAUAAUGCAUAUAGCUGCGGGCUUUUAAAAGAAGGUAGAGUGUGUUUUAAUGAGAAAGUUUCUGCCUAAAACUGUUAUGAUUUUAGAGAGUCUGAGCAAGUCAGAAUGGUUUAACAAAUCCCAAGAGUUAUUCUCCAUAAGGUUCAUGUCUGAUUUCAUCUAGCACAACGUCUACCACAAGAAAUAUAUUAUUCAGGGUUUCCUACCAUCCUCCUGUGUAGCCUGGUUGCAUUUGGUGUGUGAGGUAGAGUCGCUGUGCAUGUGCUACGUGUGUUGGGAAGAAGGGUGGUCUAUCAGCUGAAGGGCUGCAAAAUUGGGAAAUCUAAAUAAUCCAGAAGUCUAAUAUAGUUUUCAAGGAGGUAGUGGGAGCAAGGUUUUGGAAACAAAAGGCUAAUCACAUUAGUAGCUUGGUUAAGAAAAUGUCUGAACACAAGUGAAGUGAAUGAAUGAGAAUGUUUUAAGAGGGAAUAUUUAGCAUAUAACAAGCCACUGUCUGGAGGACAUGAGGAACAGAAGUUUAGAUAUUGGGCAGAAAAUCCUUAGUUUAUCAUCUUCAGUCAUUUUCCUUAAAAUUUUACCAGGAGCACUUUUACAACAUGUUUAAUAGUCCUGAGUUAAAUAGUCAUUCAAAACUGUGAAGAGAAUACAACUGAAUUGACUUAGAUGAUACCACUUUUUAUUGCAAGUCAAUAAUUUCAUAGAGAUGAUAAGUAUAUAUACUAAAAAAAUGUUUCCGACUGGAACGAGGCAAUACUUCACAUACAAAACAGCCACAGAACAAUCCCAUUAUAAGAUAGUAUUCCUUCUUUUGUUUAAUUUCCUAGUUUACGUUUAGCAGAUUGAAACCCAAAUAAAGAGAGAUUCUAAAUCCACUAUGAAGAACAAAAUUAAUAACAAUGUGGGAGUCAGAGGAAGACAAAUGGUGGGGACCUCUGUAGUGUUGCCAUUAAGGCACUGGAGGACAAGCUGUAAAGCAAAGGGAACGUCACUCACCUCUUGAGACAGGGUACUGAACAUGCAUCAGGGAACCACUGAACUGUCAUUUCAACCUACUGUUCCGUUGUUUGCACUGAUGUUACGGAAAUGAUUGCUGAAGUUAUACAGCUGUGUGUUCCGAAAAAUAACAUUUUCCCCCCUCUUUUUCUUUUCUUUUCUUUUUUUCUUUUUUGGUUGUUGUUUUUGUUGUGGCAGCAUAGAGGACAUGGAAUAGUUGUAGCAAAUAAAGCAUGUUUGCUUUUGCCAAAGGUCAGUGAUUGAGUGCAUUUGCUACAAUGGUGGCAGAUAGAGAAAUACUGUAGGUUAUGACUUAAAGAAUUAAAAUUAAAAAAAAAUUAAGAAGGUUACAGUGUAACUAUUUUGGUACUAGCACCAGUUCAUGCUGGCAGAAAAGACAAUGGUUUAUGGACUUGCAUCCAUUUUGUAUUUUUGUAAUAUUUGUAAAUACGAACUUUUUAAAUUGUUGCAAAGAUGGUUUCUUUUGUAAAAUGUUUUCAAAGUUUACAUUAAAUCCAAGCCUUUGUAUAUUUUAGAGCUGUGCAACACUUUAAGUCUUGUAUUUAUUUUUAGUAAAAACGGUGACAGUUUCAUUGUGAAUCCCUCUCGAAAAAUGUGUCAGAAAAGUUUGAUUACCUAGAAAGUGUGUAUAGAAACAGCAAAUAAACGUGACUGCAAUUAAA
Molecule: messenger RNA, 12854 nt
Organism: Columba livia (rock pigeon)
Lineage: Eukaryota; Metazoa; Chordata; Aves; Columbiformes; Columbidae
Gene: NHS
Product: NHS actin remodeling regulator
Exons: 9
Coding region: 4627-9237 (1536 amino acids)
Biological process (GO): cell differentiation; lens development in camera-type eye
Source: RefSeq, a predicted model, not a curated record